AUGCGGCUCUCCAUCGGAAUCAUAGCGAGCUUGCUGACGUGGACGACCAUUGCUUCUAGCAAUAACAAGGUCGUUCCGCGCCAAAACAACAACACAGACUACCAAAUUGGAUUUACCCCACUCAAAACUGAAUGGACUGAUACCGUGGGAACCAACCCCUGGCCUGAGUACCCACGCCCACGCCUUCAACGACCAGACUGGAAGAACCUCAAUGGCGUCUGGCGAUACCAAAACACUCAAAACGGCUCUGAUGCCUCACCACCAUUCGGGCAGCGACUUGAAAAGGCCGUCUUGGUCCCGUUCUGCUUGGAGAGUGCUUUGUCAGGUGUGACUGAAAAGAACCGUAUCUGGAGCUGGUAUCAGACAUCGUUUGAAGUACCAUCAAAUUGGCCAAGCGGAAACAGUGUCGUUUUGAACUUCGGCGCUGUUGAUUACGAGGCCACCAUCUUCGUCAACGGCCAAAAGGCAGGAUUCCACAGAGGUGGUUAUUUUGAGUUCAGUGUUGAUGUCACUUCGUAUCUGAAUGCCAAUGGAACAAAUGAGCUUUUGGUAUACGUCUAUGACCCAACUGACAUAGACCGCGUUCAAAUCCCGAUUGGAAAGCAGACUCUGAACCGUGGUGGAAUGAUCUGGUAUACGCCCUGCAGUGGCAUAUGGCAGACAGUGUGGCUCGAGUCCGCACCCAAGGAGCACAUUUCGAAACUCGAUCUCACUGCGGAUAUGGAUGGAAAGGUCGUCGUCACUGUGCACACUAGCACUAAUUCGACCACUACCUACAGUAUCGUUGUCCAUGAAGUCGAUUCGGAUGACGUCAAGGCAGAGGCUACGGGUACUAGUGGAAGCCCAUUCACCUUUGUCGUUGAUUCACCUAAGCUGUGGACGCCGGAUAGUCCGACCCUGUACAACAUCACCAUAAAAAUGGGUAGUGAUACAGUACAAAGCUACACUGGAUUCAGAACCAUCUCCAGAGGCGUAAUCGGCGGUGUGCAGCGUCCACUUCUUAACGGAAAGUUUGUCUUUCCAUUUGGCACCUUGGACCAAGGCUAUUGGCCAGAUGGCAUAUACACACCUCCAAGCGUAGAAGCCAUGGUGUACGACCUCAAGGUACUAAAGAAUGUCGGCUACAACAUGGUCAGAAAGCACAUCAAAGUCGAGCCGGCUUUGUUCUACAGGGCCUGUGACGAGAUGGGCAUGUUGGUCAUUCAAGACAUGCCUUCUUUGCGCCCCGAUCUACCUGCUCGCGAAGGCUGUGGAGGCAUACGGUUGGAGCCAGGUGCUCAGGCCGAAUUCGAUCGCCAACUUGAGGUCAUGGUUGAGCAGUUGAAGUCGUACCCUAGCAUCAUCGCCUGGACCAUCUACAAUGAGGAAUGGGGUCAGGCCACCUCACCACCAUGGCCAGAGUUUGGAUUGACAGACAUGGUGCGUCGGGUUGACCCUACUCGCCUUGUCAACUCUGUAAGCGGUUGGACGGACCACAUGGCUGGUGACUUUGACGACAACCAUCAUUACUCGACACCCCAAUGCGGAACACCGUUCUGGUCUUAUCAAGGCAGUGGCUACGACUCAGCUUACGAUCCCGCCCGCAUCGGUCUGCAAGGCGAAUUUGGUGGUAUCGGCACCCAGCUCACCGAGAAUAACUUUGAACACGCAUGGUACAAGGAUCUUGGUCGACAAACAGCAUAUGAACUCACCAACGGUACCUUUUAUUGGAACUAUCGUUGCCACGACCUGCUUGUGCAACUGCGUGAGCAAAUCGACUUGUUUGCUUGCUCGGGUGGUGUUUGGACGCAAACGACAGAUGUCGAGGGUGAAGUCAAUGGCAUGAUGACGUAUGACCGAAAGGUAAUUAGAAUGAACGAGACAAUGUGGAGACAAGAUAUUCAGGCCCUAUACGACGCGGCCGCGAAGCGAGGCAACGACUCUUCAAUGGUGAUUCGGGAUACAGGAGUUGCUGGUAUGCAACACGGUAUAUUCUAA
Bipolaris maydis ATCC 48331 is the source of this 1977-nucleotide messenger RNA. Its product is annotated as glycoside hydrolase. NCBI's taxonomy places the organism in Eukaryota, Fungi, Ascomycota, Dothideomycetes, Pleosporales, Pleosporaceae. Gene Ontology annotation, molecular function: hydrolase activity, hydrolyzing O-glycosyl compounds. The record is from RefSeq and is a predicted model, not a curated record. Gene Ontology annotation, biological process: carbohydrate metabolic process.